AAAUGUAUACUUCAGACCUUUACCACUUUUGCUAUAAUACAUGUUCUCCUUUGGUAGAGAUCGAGAGGAGAGGCUGGCAGCUCUCACUGCAGCUCAACAAGAAGCAAUGGAGGAGCUACAGAAAAAGAUUCAGCUGAAGCAUGAUGAAAGCAUUCGGAGACACAUGGAACAAAUUGAACAGAGGAAAGAAAAGGCAGCUGAAUUAAGCAGUGGGAGACAUGCUAAUACUGAUUAUGCACCUAAACUUACACCAUAUGAACGAAAAAAGCAGUGUUCAUUAUGCAAUGUUUUGAUUUCCUCAGAGGUGUAUCUUUUUAGCCACAUUAAGGGGAAAAAACACCAACAAGCAGUGAGAGAAAAUAGCAGCAUCCAAGGACGAGAGCUUUCAGAUGAAGAAGUGGUAUGUUUUGUAAAAUAUUUUAAUAUUAAUAUUAAUAUUCUUCUGGUUUACAGUGUCAUCUGAAAUGUAAUAUUUUAA
Chrysemys picta bellii (western painted turtle) is the source of this 478-nucleotide messenger RNA. The record is from RefSeq and is a predicted model, not a curated record. NCBI's taxonomy places the organism in Eukaryota, Metazoa, Chordata, Testudines, Emydidae.